AUGCAUAACUAUCAUCUUUUACUUUGGUUCAUUUCCUUAGUUUCAUUAUCCCAUUGUUGGUCACCAACCGAUUCUUAUGCCCCUGGAAAGGUCCAAUGUCCAAGCUCGGAUAUUUUGAGAGUUGCCGACAGUAUAUCAGAUGAGGAGGAUCAGUGGUUGAGAGGCAGAGACGAGGUCACUAAGAAAAAGGUUGUUGACUAUCUCAAAUAUGCCAAUAUGACAGAUUUCAACCCAGAAGAUUAUGUCAAUAACUUGAACAAGAGUAUACACAUUGGAUUAGCAUUUUCUGGUGGUGGUUAUCGUGCCAUGUUGAAUGGUGCCGGCCAAAUGAGUGCCUUGGAUGAAAGAACCAAGGGUAUUCACGGUAAAAAUGCCAGCGGGUUAAAUGGAUUACUUCAAGCCAGUACUUAUAUUGCAGGGUUAUCUGGAGGAAGUUGGUUGGUUGGAUCCAUUGUUUUCAACAACUUUACAUCGGUGCAAGAUAUUGUUGACCACAAGACUGAUAUUUGGAACUUGAAACAUUCGAUUGUCAAUUAUGGUGGAAUCAACGUCGUAAAGACUUUGGAUUAUUAUAAAGGAAUUUCUGAUGACUUGAACAAAAAACAGGAUGCUGGAUACGAGUUGUCCUUGACUGACACGUGGGGAAGAGCAUUAUCACACCAAUUCUUAUCCACUCUUGAUGACACAGGUGCAUCAUUAACUUUUAGUUCAGUUCAAGAUUGGGAUGUAUUCAAAAAUCACGAGAUGCCAUUCCCAAUUUUUGUUAGUGACGCUAGAGCCCCCCACACCAAGAUUAUCAGCAUUAACUCAACCCUUGCCGAGUUUAAUCCAUUUGAAGUUGGAAGUUACGACGCCAGUGUGUACCAGUUUACUAAGAUGAAGUACUUGGGAACUCAAUUAUCCAAUGGAGAAAAUAACGGAACAUGUAUUAGUGGAUUCGAUAACGCUGGAUAUAUCAUGGGUACGUCAUCAACUUUGUUUAACCAAUUUGUGUUGAAAAUCAACACCACUUCAUUAUCGUCAACCAUCAAGUCUAUUAUCACUGAAAUCUUGAACGACGUGUCUAACGAAGAAGAAGACGUGGCGUUGUACUACCCAAACCCCUUUUACGAAACUGAUGUCGGUACGUCGUUUAACAUAGCUAAUAAUGACACCUUCACCCUUGUUGAUGGUGGAGAAGAUGGCCAAAAUAUCCCAUUAUCGCCUUUGAUUCAACCAGUUAGAGAUGUUGAUGUUAUCUUUGCCUUUGAUAAUUCAGCUGAUACUAAGAAAUCAUGGCCAAAUGGAAAGUCAUUGACGCAAACUUUUGAAAGACAGUUUACUGAAACCGGAAACGGUACAAUUUUCCCCUAUGUCCCUGAUAUCAAUACCUUCAUCAACUUGAAUUUGACUGCUAGACCUACAUUCUUUGGCUGCGACGCAAAGAACUUGUCGACCUUGUUUCAACAAAGAAACAUUAGCUUCACCAACGAGUCAAAUCCUUACACUGUCUACGACUCACCAUUGAUUGUUUAUACCGCCAACCGUCCAUUUUCACACUGGUCCAACACAUCGACAUUCAAAUUGAAAUACGAUGAAGAUGAACGUAAUGCCAUCAUUCGUAAUGGGUUUGAAGUCGCUUCAAGAAACAACUUGACUUUGGACUCCGAAUGGCCUGCCUGUGUAGGAUGUGCCAUUAUCAGAAGACUGCAAGAGAGAAAUGGUGAAGAACAAUCAGACCAAUGUAAGAAAUGCUUUGAAAGAUAUUGUUGGGACGGAAGUUUGGAUAGUGAAGCUGCUCAAGAUAAAUUGAAUUUCACUGACCAGGGAACUACAAGUGGCAACGAAGGUACAAAAGUUAGUGGAUCAAACGUGAUUUCCUUCAGUUGGGCAUUGUGGUUGUGUUCAUUGGUCAUAGUUGGAUUCUUUGGAUUCCAAUAA
Messenger RNA from Lodderomyces margitis, 1920 nucleotides. RefSeq lists its product as uncharacterized. Gene Ontology annotation, biological process: glycerophospholipid catabolic process. NCBI's taxonomy places the organism in Eukaryota, Fungi, Ascomycota, Pichiomycetes, Serinales, Debaryomycetaceae. Gene Ontology annotation, molecular function: A2-type glycerophospholipase activity. The record is from RefSeq and is a predicted model, not a curated record. Bases 1 to 1920 code for a protein of 639 amino acids. The transcript has a single exon. Gene Ontology annotation, cellular component: cytosol; extracellular region; plasma membrane.